Megalobrama amblycephala (Wuchang bream) is the source of this 1956-nucleotide messenger RNA. RefSeq lists its product as uncharacterized. Bases 576 to 1880 code for a protein of 434 amino acids. Gene Ontology annotation, biological process: positive regulation of translation; positive regulation of cell size. The record is from RefSeq and is a predicted model, not a curated record. Lineage: Eukaryota; Metazoa; Chordata; Actinopteri; Cypriniformes; Xenocyprididae. The transcript is spliced from 2 exons.
AAGCACUAGAGGGGGAGUCUGCCUCCCCCUGGCAUCCUGCUGUAAAAUCCUUGGUGUAAUUGUAGCGUACUGAGGCAGAACAGGAGUAAUCAGAUCAGUCCCGAGGCUGGGAACAUACAUGGAGAUACAGCAUCAGCACUGGAUUAAACCCCCCACCACGUCCCCCUUUACUGAUUGAGGUACGAUGAGUUCCUGCAAGUAGAGGGAGAGAGAGCGAGGAAAAGCCAUGAGAGGGAGUGGGAGGAAGAAUGAACCAGAAAGGGAGGCAGCGCAGUGCGAGUGAGCGAGAGAGAGGGACGGGGAGGGAGUCAAAGGCAGGAAGCGAGCAACAGCCAGUGGAACAGAAAUGCAAGGAGUUUGAGGGAGAGGGUGGAAAACAGAGGCCGACCGCCAACGAGAGGACGACGGGAGCGAAGCGAGGUGAGAGAGUAAGAAGGGCAAGGGUCCAGAGGAAGAAAACGCACCGGGAUAACAUCAGCAGGAGGAAGCAAGACACGGGAAGGUGGGGGUCAGAGUGAAGAAACAUGCAAGAGAAAGUUUGAAGGCAGGGCAGAUGAGAAAAACAUCUCUUGGUAAUGACAAGGCCGGGACACUUAAAGAAGGGACGCAUUCUCUCGAGAGUCCCCUUCUUAGGCCGCAGGAUGUUCUCUGAGACAAAAGGGGUCGGGGAGCAACGCAUUCAACCCACUACCCCAACCCAACUUCAAUUACAAAACGGACUGCAAAGACCUCAAGCUGACCUCCUUGCCUAUUUUGGGAAUGGGGACCAUGUAACGAACACCUGUGGACCAAAGCAGCAGUAUUCCCCCCUGAAUGGAUAUACUGCCAAGCAAUGUCUAGCCGUUCAGGGGGGUCAUGCGCCGCAAAACGUAACUGGCCAGAUUUGUCAUACCAGUGUGCGGUGGAGCCGGCCGCCAGGGAAGGGGCUGCAACAUAACAGCGUCUCUGUGAACUACAGCUUGAGAGAAUGCAGCUUUGUGGUCCACCAGCACCAGACUGAGCCACACCCCUUCUUGAGGAAGUGUGCUCUGGACGCGCCAACACAGUUCAGAGGUCGUGGAAACUGUGGAGUGCCUGUUUGUGUGGCGGAGCAACAAUCGGGCUCUGUGCGAGGGGCCCUGCUUACAGAGCAACAUGCAUCAAACUGGAUGGAUGCAAGUGACACUCACAACUCGACCUUUAAUAGGGAACUUUGCACUUCUAAUGGGCAGGGAACUUUAAGUCGAUGCCUGGGACAUGUAAUGCAAGACUUGAACGAACCUAGUCUGGUGAAUGAAGUUAUGCUGUCUACCAAAGAUGUCAACAAACCUAAUACUGUCGCCCAAGGGGAUCUCAAUGGACCGGGACGAGGGACUUACACUUUCGGCUCUAAGCAGUCGGAAAGAGCUAUUCGGGACCAGAUCCAAAGAGUUGUUGUGAAUCUCGAGGAGGUUUUAACUGGCCUGAAAGAGAUACAUCUGGAAAUGAAGGAGGUGGUCCAGAAGAUAGACUUGCUGACGGCUGACAUUGAUAUGGGCAAAGAGGAACCAGGGGACACUUUCAGAGGACGCCAAUCAGGAAAGAUGGACACCGAAGUGGCGUCCUCUCAAGGAGUCUGCUCCAAGCCAUCCUUCAAAACACCAACUCCAUCUGUGUCCCCACCUCCAUAUCCUAUCAGAGAUCAAGGGCUGCAUGAGGCAGGCCAAAAACUGGAACCCAAUCAGAAGAUGCUGAACUCUCAAAGACAUACAUCAGGGACCGCUUCAGGGCGCAGGAACCAGAAGCCUCCUCCUUACCCUUACGCCAGCACAAUGGCAAAAGUGAACCCUAAAGCAAAAGACAAAGGGCAGAAGACGCCACCCUACCCCUUUAAACGGAGACUGCUCUCGACCAUUGUUUGAGCAGACCGUGGCCUCAGGAUACAAAGCGGAGCAUUACUCACUAUAUGUGGUAUACCGUGUUACAGGCACCUUUCUG